Molecule: messenger RNA, 633 nt
Organism: Maudiozyma barnettii
Lineage: Eukaryota; Fungi; Ascomycota; Saccharomycetes; Saccharomycetales; Saccharomycetaceae
Gene: ERV25
Product: Erv25p
Exons: 1
Coding region: 1-633 (210 amino acids)
Biological process (GO): Golgi organization; intracellular protein transport; endoplasmic reticulum to Golgi vesicle-mediated transport
Cellular component (GO): endoplasmic reticulum; Golgi apparatus; endoplasmic reticulum-Golgi intermediate compartment
Source: RefSeq, a predicted model, not a curated record
AUGCAAUUUCUAGGUUUAUCUAUUGUACUAGCUGUCUUUGCCCAGUUGAUCUGUGGUCUACAUUUCGACAUUCCAUCCAAUCAUCAUUCUGAAUUGGUCUGUGUUCGUGAUUUCGUUCAACAAGGUCAACUAGUGGUCAUCAAUCUUUUCUCUGAUGGUUCCGUCGGUGAUGGUCAAAUGUUAAAUCUAUACGUUCGUGACUCUGUCGGAAACGAAUACCGUAACAAGAGAGAUUUUGCGGGUGACAUUCGUAUUGCCUUGACAGCUCAAGCUACUACUUCCUUGGAUAUCUGUUUAGAGAACAUGGCUCAAAUCAAGGGUGCUGCUAUGAGUAGAUCUGUUGAGUUGGAUAUCGAGACUGGUUCUGAAGCUCGUGAUUGGAAUUCCAUUAGUGCUAAUGAUAAAUUAAAGCCAAUUGAAUUAGAAUUACGUAAAAUUGAAGAAUUAACAGAUGAAAUUGUUGAUGAAUUAGCUUAUUUGAAAAACAGAGAAGAAAGAUUAAGAGAUACUAAUGAAUCCACAAACUCCAGAGUCACUAAGUUUUCUCUAUUAAUCAUUGUUGUUCUAGGUUGUCUCGGUGUUCUUCAAUUAAAAUACUUAAGAGACUUCUUCAAGUCUAAGAAUAUCAUUUAG